Molecule: messenger RNA, 3235 nt
Organism: Ahaetulla prasina
Lineage: Eukaryota; Metazoa; Chordata; Lepidosauria; Squamata; Colubridae
Exons: 3
Biological process (GO): DNA integration
Molecular function (GO): nucleic acid binding
Source: RefSeq, a predicted model, not a curated record
ACUCACUACGAGAAUUAAACCCAGCAAGGAGAUGGCGAAUGCAGCGAUGACUGGCUACACGCCACCCGCUCCGUUUGACCCUGCCCAGGAGAAGUGGGGAAUAUAUAUGACCCGUUUCGAAAGUUUCCUGGAGGCAAACGAACUACAGGGAGUCUCCGACAACCGCAAACGGGCUUACUUCCUAAGCCACUGUGGGUCCGCGGUCAUCGCCGUCGCAGAAGCCCUGGCGGAGCCAACACCGCUACAAUCCGUAUCGUGGCAGACCCUUCAGUCCCUCCUGAAGAAUCAUUUCGCACCAGCCCCGUCCAAAUACGUUCGACGGUACGAGUUUGGAGAGCGCAGGCAACAAGAAGGCGAGUCUAUCAGCGACUACAUGGCAGCCCUGAGACAAGCCUCCAAGCAUUGCGAGUACCGCGAUCUGGACGAAGAGCUGCUGGAACAACUUAUACGGGGGGUCAGAGACAUCCGUUUGAGGAGACGGUUGCUAGCCAAGAGCAACCUGACAUUGGCAAACGCUCUGGACGAAGCCAGAGCCCAUGAGAUGUCCACCCAUGCAGCAGACACCUUACAAAAGCGACUCUCGCCGAUGGCGGGCGCAAAGCCGAGCUCAGUCCACCACGAAGGAACCUAUCGUGAGUCAACCAGCGAAGAGGAGGAAGACGUCCACUACACCGGAAAAUCGACAAGGGAAGACCCGGAGGAAUGCGGAAGUUGCGGGGGGCGACAUCAGCGCCAAAGAUGUAAGUUCAGGGACGCCAUUUGCCGGCGGUGUGAGAGGAAGGGGCACCUGGCUCAAGUCUGCCGAGCACCCCAACCUUCCCGCCGAAAAUUCAAAUCGGCCAAUCAGAGCGGCUCUGAGUCAGAGAUGCAAACCCCACAGUCCCGCCGAAAUUUCAAACCAGCCAAUCAGGGCGCAGGAUCGGCAAGGCGAACCGCGAUUGGCCGAGAAAGAAAGGGCGCGAAAGCAAACAGAAUGACUAUCACCAUAGACCACGCAGCUACCCACGUCGAAGAAAAAAUCUUCACGAACCCGAAAAUUGAAGGUGUGCCGUGCCAACUGGAAGUAGACACAGGAUCAGCAAUCACAAUUAUGUCCUGGGACACUUUUGUGAAAGCCUUGCCGCACAUCGCCAAGCGCAAGCUACAAAAACAACGGCUCCGGGUGCAAGAUUACCAAGGCAAUCGCAUCCCUGUUCGAGGGACAACGACCGUCCGGGUAGAGUACGGGCAGCACAAGAAGACCCUGCCCAUCACGUUAGUCGAGGGAACCUUGCCUAGCUUGCUGGGACUGGACUGGUUCCGGGCAUUGGGCAUGGGGGUGACUGGCAUCCACCGGAACGGAUGCGACCUGCAAAAUGCCCUAAUGGAGGAGUUCGCAGAGGUAUUCGAGGACCGCCUAGGCAAGUACAAGGGGACCCCUAUCUCUUUCAAUUUAGACCCCCAAGUAGCCCCCAUUCGGUUAAAGGCAAGGAGGGUUCCCUUUGCCCUCAAGCCAAAAAUUGAUAGAGAGAUAGAUAAAUUGGUCAGUCAGGGGAUACUGGUGCCAGUCGACCAUGCUAAGUGGGAAACGCCAAUCGUUACUCCCAUAAAGCCAGACGGGUCAAUCAGAAUUUGUGCAGACUACAAAGCUACCCUGAACAAAGCCUUACAAAAAAGCGCCUAUCCAGUUCCCGUGGUGCAACACUUGUUGCACUCACUAGGGCACGGACAAGUUUUCGCCAAAUUAGAUUUGGCACAAGCCUACCAACAACUACCAGUAGACGCCAGCACAGCUGAAGCCCAAACCAUUGUAACGCACCGAGGUGCCUUUAAAUGCACUCGGUUACAGUUCGGGGUGAGUGCAGCCCCUGGGCUAUUCCAAAAUUUGAUGGAGCGACUCCUACAAGGGCUACCAGGAGUCGUGCCCUAUUUCGAUGACGUGUUGAUAUCGGGGGAAAACUUGAAAGAACUGGGAGAGCGGUUGAGGAAAGUUUUGGUCAUUUUUCGGUCAGCUGGCCUGAAAGUUAAAGCAAAAAAAUGCCAGAUUGGGGUCGAGUCCGUUGAGUUUUUGGGCUAUAGGAUAGACAAGAAGGGAAUUCACCCCACUGAGAGCAAAGUGAAAGCGAUAAAGAGAGCCCCAGCACCCAAAAACAAGACAGAGCUUCAGGCUUUCCUGGGUCUGGAAAACUUUUAUGCAGUAUUUCUAAGGAACAAGGCAACCAGCAGGGCAUUUGAGGCAGUCAAAGACUUGCUAUCAGGUGAAAGCCUGUUAAUCCAGUAUAAUAGCAGACUGCCGUUAGUAUUGGUAUGUGAUGCAUCUCCCUAUGGGGUAGGAGCUGUACUUAGCCACAGACUCCCAAACGGCACUGAAGCCCCUAUAGCGUUCUAUUCACGAACGAUGUCCCCGGCUGAGAGGAAUUACAGCCAGCUAGAUAGGGAGGCUCUCGCAAUAGUGUCAGGGGUGAAAAAAUUUCACGAAUACGUUUUUGGGCGAGAUUUCGAAAUUGUCACUGAUCACAGACCGUUAUUGGGGUUACUGGCUGGCGACCGCCCAACGCCAGUAGCACUCUCACCUAGGCUGACCAGAUGGACUAUCUUCUUGGCCGCAUACUCCUACAAGCUGCAGCAUCGGCCUGGAAAGGAGCUGGGACAUGCGGACGCAAGGGGAUGGCCCGCGGCGGCGGGCGAACGCUUCAAGGAAUUUGUAAAGAAAAAAGGGGAAUUGUCCGUACAAGGGGGGUGCCUGCUCUGGGGGGAUAGGGUGGUAGUCCCCGAGAAACUGAGGAAAAAAGUUCUGGAACUCCUGCAUGAGGGUCACCCAGGAAUUGUGAGGAUGAAGGGUUUGGCUAGGAGCUAUGUCUGGUGGCCCCUAAUGGACAGGGAAAUCAGUGACAGGGUUGGCCGAUGCCAAGUAUGUCAAGAAUCCAGACCACUACCACCUACGGCCCCAGUUUUGGAGUGGGAGAAACCCCAAGGCCCUUGGUCCCGCAUACACAUUGAUUUUGCCGGCCCCUUCCACGGCCAAACAUUUCUAAUUGUGGUGGAUGCAUUCUCCAAAUGGCUGGAGAUCAUCCUAAUGAAAUCCACAACCGCGGGAGCUGUCAUAUCAGCACUAAAACACCUGUUCGCCACGCACGGGCUACCGGACACCCUCGUGUCCGAUAACGGCCCUCAGUUCACCGCAGCAUUAUUUGAGGGGUACCUGGCUGAAGAGGGCAUACGACAUGCCCUCUCAGCGCCGUUCCACCCUGCGUCG